Messenger RNA from Gasterosteus aculeatus aculeatus (three-spined stickleback), 9070 nucleotides. RefSeq names its product HIVEP zinc finger 2a (gene hivep2a). Gene Ontology annotation, biological process: regulation of transcription by RNA polymerase II. Gene Ontology annotation, cellular component: nucleus. Gene Ontology annotation, molecular function: RNA polymerase II cis-regulatory region sequence-specific DNA binding; DNA-binding transcription factor activity, RNA polymerase II-specific. Lineage: Eukaryota; Metazoa; Chordata; Actinopteri; Perciformes; Gasterosteidae. The record is from RefSeq and is a predicted model, not a curated record.
UGGCGUUUGGAAUAACCCCCCGUGUGCGUACGACUGUGUGUGUGCGCGCGUGUGUCUCCUGAUUUCACCCUCACAACACACGCACACACACACACACACGCACACACACGCGCACACGCUGACAACACGAGUCGGACGCGCACAUUCGGUGUCUGUCUGACUGCAGCGGCGGAGCUCCCGGCAGCACAGAUCCGGUCGGAAAGGAUUUCUUCCAUUUUUACGCGCAACUUUUUCUCCCCGUUCACCGCCGCGACUCUUCUGGAUUUCCUAAACAACCCGUCCGCCGGCUGCCCCCCCCCACCCCCCAAAUCCCCCCCCCCACCCUCUCCGAACGGACAACCCCGCGAGGUGUCAAGCCGGCCCGGACUCGGGUCCCCCUGUCACCGGGGGGGGGGCUGCUUGUUGUCAUCUUCGCACGGAGACGCGCGGACCGGAGCGCGGACGGAAGGGACUGUGAGCAGCUCCGUAAUCUGGACCAGAGGAUCUUACACCAGGAUGUCCACGUGAGGACGCUCUCUGAGGGGAUCCCCGCCGGCAACAGGUCUUUGUGUGUGAAAACUGGAUGACUUUUGAAGCUGAAGAAAGAGGAUCUACCGAGCACUUUCCCCAAAGAAAAAUCGCUCGAGGAUUCUUAUCUUUAGAUGAAUCGGGCAGAAACAGAUCGCACGGCAACAUUAGUGUUUACAAAAUGGUAAAAGGAGGGAAACAUUUCUGAUGUUAUCCACUACCGCUCUUCUUUCAUUUCCACUUCCUGAUCCCAGCCGGGUUUUACAAUCAGCCUAUUUUGGCCAUGGACGGAUUCUUCCUGUUCCUGUGAAGUUCUCGGCAGCCUUCAGAGGUUCAGCUAUCAUGACGUGUAGUUGUGGGACCUUGUAACCCUCCAGAACCCACCUUCCCAAGUCUCCCCCCCCCCCCCACCCUCCCUCUUUAAGCGGAAGAGUGUCACGAAGAUGGAGGCUCGUGAGUCUGCUGCCGCUGGGCGGAGAUGCUCAAACAAGGAGGCGGUGAAGGAGAAGGCGUCCCUGCAGAGGAAGUGGGCGUCCGAGCCGUCUGCCACCACCAAACGAAGCACUUUUGCUGACCCGGCCGCAAAGCAACGGGAGAGUUUGCCCUGCGGUGCCACGGGGGGGUCGGCCCCCCAGCAGAAGUAUGCAAUUACAGGGAAUUCGGGGAAGCCGCUAUCGGGACUUUCUGCAGUCGGCGCCGUUGGAGGCCCUCCAUCUCAAGACCCGCAGGGCCCCUUUGCUCAGGGGUACCCAAGGGGAUACUCCUACCAGCUGGGGCAGCCGUACCCUCAGCACCCCCAAGCGGAGCGCUUCCUCUCAGGGGCCAAACCCCAGCCGGGCCUGGAGCCUCACGCCUGGCCAUUUGCUGGCCAGUUGCCCUCGGAUGACCUGUACUCUGUGGGACACCCGGGACACGCUCAUCCUCAUGGGGCCGGGAGGUUCCCCCGCCAGAAAUCUCCCAGUUUACCCAGCUCCUUCGGACAGUAUUCUCAGUCAGGUCCUGAGCCCCCAGAGGAGAGCUACGGCAAAAAAGAGCAGAAGCCGAAGAAGCCCGGCAAGUACAUCUGUCACUACUGCGGUCGCGCCUGCGCCAAGCCCAGCGUCUUGAAGAAGCACAUCCGCUCACACACCGGAGAGAGGCCGUAUCCUUGCGUGCCCUGCGGCUUCUCCUUCAAAACCAAGAGCAACCUCUACAAGCAUCGCAAGUCCCAUGCUCACGCCAUCAAGGCCGGACUCGUACCUUUUUCCGAGCUGGCUGCGUCCCGCGGGGGGGACAUGGACCAGGCGUCCCCGGCGGGCGAGGCCGAGAUCCACUCGGAUGGAGAGCAGAGUACGGAUACAGACGAGGAAGGUCCGGAGGGCUCCACCAUGCUGACGGACAAAGACAGCCCCAUACCGCAGAUCCCCUUCGAGGCCAACAAGAACAGAGGUGGUGUGGAACCAGCAUAUGCAGACUCAGCUGAAGAGCUCCCGCUGGGGGCUAUUAAAGUGCCUAUCCUUAUUGUCCCCAAGCCUGGGGGAGUCCCCUCCACGGGGAUGGAGUGCCCGUCCUCUCACUACAUGUUGGCAUCGCACGCUGGAAGAGCACAUUCCCUGGAUGACUCUCCCUCCAUCAAACAACGUUCGGCCCUGAGGCCUAAUGAGAAAAAAGGUCAGGAGUCUGAAUGUGCCACGUCGCAGUCCCUGAACCUCCUCAGUCCUCACAGCAAAGGCAGCACGGACUCUGGCUACUUUUCACGCUCUGAGAGUGCAGAGCAGCAAAUCAGCUCUCCGAAUACUGAUGUCAAGACGUACGAAGAGAUCAUGUUUGGUCGGACUUGGUACUACCGACCCAACUCCAGAUCCAGACAGUCCAUCACGGUGGGCAUGGCGGGUGCAGACCCCAGCUUAGCGGGUUUGAAGCAACCGGGUGGGAUUCUGGACAUGGGGAAGAUAGCUGAGGAUCAUAUAUGUUUCAGGGGUGAUGUAGGAGUCUCUGGAGAUCCCAAGCAGUAUCCAACGGGACCCUGUCAAAGCAGUACAGGGCUUCUGGAGCCUCCAUCCGAUUCCGCAACGCUUAUUAGGAGUAACUCCAUGCCAAACUCCUCCCCGCCCAACCUCAGCGUGCCCCCUGCCAUCCGAGGGAGCCACUCCUUCGAUGAGAUGAUGACGUCGGAUGAUGUGUUUUACCCACCGGGGCGUAGACUCAGAAGGCAAGCUGCAUUUGAACAUUCAGCCAAUGAGGCCCAUGUAGGAGAGGCCGAGGGCUAUGGACACAUGCCCAAGAGUUUAGCUUCGUCUCUGGGUAUGAAGAUUGGUGAGCGCAACCCAGGAGUCCCGGAGCACGUGGCCUACAGCCCGUAUGGUACUAAAGUUAGCAUGUCAGAAAUAGCAACAAGAAAAAGGAGGAAAGAGAAGAGUGUUGGGGAUGAUGAGGACAGCCCUGGGCAUUGUGACAGUAGCUGCAGUGGUUCAGUUGACAUGAUAGGUGACUAUGAGUUCAAACAAGGAAGUCUUGAUGGGUCAAGAGCCACCCCUACAGGAAAAGGCUCUCUCCAGAGCGCUCACAGCCAGUCCGACAGCUUUGAUACCUGUGCCAGCAUGUGCUCUGAGGACAUUGCAUUUUUACCUGACUCUGAGGUCAGGAAAGCAUCUGGGAAUGUCAUAUCAGUCAUUCAGCACACCAACUCCCUCAGCCGGCCAAGUUCCUUUGAGAAGUCAGAGUCUUUUGAGCAGCCAGGGUAUCCGCCUUCAGAUAGAGCUCUGUCCAGCCAGUACUCUGAACAGUCCGACACAGAUAUCUUUGAAGAUGCGCUGAGUCCUGAAUCCGCCCUCCUGAGAACGGAGAGCAUGGAGCAGCAGGUGCAAAGCGACAGCGACCUGGCCUCCCUCUCGUCUUCUUCAGCAGCGGCGUCACCUGGCCAGCCUUAUCACAUCCCACACAAGCUGGUGCGACAACCCAACAUCCAGGUUCCUGAGAUCAGGGUGACGGAGGAGCCCGACAAGCCUGAAAAAGAUACAGAGGCUCCCAUAACCAAGGAACCGGAGAAGCAGCUCCAACAUGUGGAGGAGUUCCAGCUGCCACAGAGGAGUGACACACUCGCCCAGAUGCCAUCAGAAAAGCUCCCGCCCAAGAAGAAGAGGCUCCGCCUGGCGGAUAUGGAGCAUUCAUCAGGAGAAUCGAGCUUCGAGUCCACCUGUACCAGCUUGUCUCGAAGCCCCAGUCAGGAGAGCAACCUGUCCCACUCUUCUUCCUUCUCAAUGUCCUUUGACAGAGAAGAAGGCCUCAAGUCCGUCUCGCCCACCAAACAGGAUGACUCGUCAGCGUCUGGCGGUGGACCAAAGCAGUCGGAGUUCCUGACGGUACCUGGCACUGGGCAUUCCAGCCACCAUCAGCAGAGAGAGAUGAGGAGGUCUUCAUCGGAGCAGGCGCCAUGCACGCUGCCCACAGAGAUGCCUGAAAUGCGCAGUAAAUCCUUUGACUAUGGAAGCUUGUCCUCCUCCAGACAGGGAGAGAUUUACUCCAGUGCCUCUGGAAUGAAAGAUCGCCGGCGGGGAUUUCUUGUCCGACAGGCUUCACUGAGUGUGUAUCCAGAGGCAAUCAUCCAGGAACCGGGGAAUGCUGAGAUGUCAAUCAAACAGGAAGUCCUGGAUCAUGGAGCAUGGCCUGGCCCAACAGGAUCCCCCCACAGCAGCAGCGAUGUGCCUGGUAGAACCAAGAGAGUUGGCAGUAGCACUGGAGGAUCCCACCACCAGCACGCUCAGCAUCACAUCCAGCACAGUAUUAGUGAGGACAGCCUGCAGGACGAGCCUCUCUAUAGGUCCCAUCAGCAUCGCUUGCAGACCCAGGGCUCUUCGUCUGAGGGUGAAUAUCAAGGUCAUGAGGUCAUGAAUAAGGAAGCAAUCCAGCAGUACCCGAGUGGCCCUCCCUUCCUUACCUACCAGCAACCCAGUUUGUUCUGGAGUCAGGAGAUCGGUCGGACUACCAGACAGCAGCUGACCCUCCAGGCCCAGCAGCAGCUUCAGAAGCUCCACAUCCGAUCACCGGGCUCCCUGCCUGGACACCCCCUCCACAAACAUCAGCCGCUUCACUCCCUGCAGCCACACGAUGGAAAGUCAGAAAAGCCGAGCUCUCAAAUGUACGCCGCCUCUUUCUCAUCUCGCAACUCUCCCCUGUCCCAGCAACAGCAGCAGAACUUUGCUUCGCUCUCCUCCGCGCACCCCUUGCCCAGCUCCAGCACUGCCGCCGGGCUUCUACAGCAGGUCCAACCAGUCUUUGCCACCCAGAACCUGGGCACUCGGUCUUCACUGCCUGGUAUGCUGGUACCUGUGCGCCUCCAAACCCACGUGCCAUCCUACGGUAGUGUCAUGUACACCAGUGUUAGCCAGCUGACGGCCACCCACGGAGGCGGAGCACAAGGCGGAGCCUCGGCAAGGCCGGGCGGAGCUGACAGCGGCAACGUGUCUCCUUCGGUCGUUGCUGUUGGUGUCAACAAACCACCCGGAGGAAUCGGAGGGGGCAUAAGUGGGGCGGGUUUCAACUUGUCGCACUUCCUCGGACACACUGACGGCGCGGCGCUGCGCCACCCGUCCUGGAACGUCGCAGACUCGCUGCCGGAGCACCGCCUGAACACAGGGAUCCCGUUGUCAAUCACCUCUGGCACCAUAUCCACCACCGACGCCUCCGGGGCCGGCGCCGGAGGCAGCAAGCGCAUGCUCUCCCCCACCAGCUCUCUGGAGCUCUUCGUCGAGACGAAGCAGCAGAAGAGAGUGAAGGAGGAGAGGAUGUACGGACAGAUCGUCAAGGAGAUGAGCGCGGUGGAGCUGAGUGGAACCGAGAGCGGCAACGAGCCCCUGACGGUGCCGGGCGCAGGUCGGCGAGCGCGUCUGAAGAGCGAGGGCUCCAUGGAUGACUCUGAAAGGAUGUCCUCUUCUCCUCCGCUCAGCGACUUCCCCGCCGGCGCCAAGAUCGCCGUCCCCGUCCGUUCCUCCGCCCCCCACCUUCCCGACGUUCCCCGGGCCGAGAGCUUCACUCCUCCUCUCCAGAUCGUCACGGACCGCUCCCCAGGUUCAGCUGGUCGGGACUCCCCGGAGGAGCUGAACGUGGACGACUCCGUCCCGGAGCCCAGCGCCAGCCCCCAGUCGAUGGUGUCCUCCGACGACGCAGAGGACACCGACAACCCGGACGAGCCUUCGCCCGGUAAGAUGCCAGUCAGCAUGCUGGUGCAGCUAGCAGCCCACCGGAGCCCGGUUCUGCCUGGACCCGGGGGUCAGACCCUGCUGCUCACGGAUGUGGCUGACGCACAGCAGUUUCUCCGGUUCCCGAGCCUGCGCGCCACCAGCAGGGUGAGCUGGUGUUUCCUGAACUACACCAAACCCAACAGCACGCAAACGGCGUCGCACAGCUCCGUCUACAACUCGUGGUGCGUGAGCUCAUACGACCCAAACCCUCUGAAUCUCAGCACCAAGGCCGCGCUGGCCCUGCUGAGGUCCAAACAGAGGAGAGACACCGAUUCAAUCUACUCGACCGCCGCCAUGUCGCCACCCAGCUCCGGGAAGCUGGUGUCAUCCGUGGCCUGGAAGCUGAGGUUUGAUCAGCUGAAACCAGAGCUGAUGCCAGUUGAUGCCGGUAAUCUGGUGAGGAAGAUGAAGGGCGUGGUGACGUGGGACCGGUCGAAGGAGGAGCAGGAGGAGAAGGAGGUCUCGGUCAAACAGGCCGCCACCGAACCGACUCGGAUUAAGAUCUUCGAAGGCGGGUACAAAUCCAACGAGGACUACGUGUACGUGCGCGGCCGCGGGCGAGGUAAAUAUAUCUGCGAGGAGUGCGGCAUCCGCUGCAAGAAGCCCAGCAUGCUGAAGAAGCACAUCCGCACGCACACCGACGUGCGGCCCUACGUCUGCAAGUUCUGCAACUUCGCCUUCAAGACCAAAGGAAACCUGACCAAGCACAUGAAAUCAAAGGCUCACAUGAAGAAGUGUCUGGAGCUCGGCGUCUCCAUGUCUUCUGUUGAGGACACUGAGGCGGACGAAGGAGAUGGCGGAGACGAAGGUCAGAGGUCAGAGAAGAUGUCCAGAGGCGCCAUGGCGGAUCACCAGUUCUCAGACGCCGACGACUCGGACGGCGGUGAGGACGACGGCGACGAGGAGGACGAGGACGAGGAGGACGACUACGACGGCGACUCCACCCCGAAGACCCGCUCGCGCUCCACCAGCCCGCAGCCCUACGGCCCGCCCUCCAUGUCUGUCACCGUCGUGGCCUCCUCCUACCCGGGGCCCCACCUCCCCCACCGCGGCGCGUCCGACCUCCUGGGCCACGCCGACCGGCCCCCGCUCUUCAGCUACUUCACCACCGUGCCGAGCAUCCGGAUCACGCCGCAGGCGCCGCCGCCCGGCGACCACGGCCAGACGGAGUACCAGCGAGGCCCGUCGAGGGACGGCGGGCGGCGGCCUGCUGGCCCCGCCCUCUCCUCGUCCUCUAUGGACGACGACCUCGCCGUCCCGUCCCCGGGCCUCUCCUCCCCGUCCUCCCGGCUGUCCUCGCCCGGGCCGGACUACCCCGGCUGCCCCUCCCCGAGCUCCCCGUCCUCGUCGCCUUCGGCCCGCCGAUACCUCUCGCCGCGCCGCGACCUCUCGCCCCGCGCCAGACGCCUCUCGCCCCGCCGCGACCUCUCUCCCCUCCGCCACAUCUCGCCCAAGAGGGACCUGGGGGGAUACAGGCGAGACCUCUCCCCCAGGAGGGGAUACCUCUCGCUGCUCUCCCCCCUCCCUCGGCCCACGUCUCCAUCGGGAAGAGACUACAAGCGCGACCUCUCACCACGAGGCCGCCACAGGGCGAUGAUCCGGCCGGUUUCUCCUCGCCGGGGGCUCCAUCAGCACCUCCACCACCAAAGCCAGCAGAGUGGAUCGCGGGGCCUCAGGACGGGUCACCAGGGCGGCGUUCCGGGUCAGGCCGAGCUGGGACGCCGCAGGACCAGUGCAGAGAUGGAGACGGAACAUUGUCUGGUCUCGCCGUCGCCAGGGGAACGGGACCAGGGUGGUAACCGCGGUAACGAGUCCAGCCCACUCCACCAGGUCCUGUUCAGUCAUCUUCCUCUUCACUCCCAACUACAGGUGCGUUCGCCGUUCCCAAUGAUCCCCAUCGGAGGGAUCCAGAUGGUGCACUCCGUCACCUCCUCCAUCACCUCCUCCGGCCCCUCCCCUGCGGGCCAGCAGGCGGCGCCGAAGAGCGCGUCCCGGCUCCUGCUGCAGACGAGCACAUCGGACGACUCCAGCACCAACGAGGCCGCCUCCCCUCAUCUCACCUCCUUCACCGAGAGGGAAGCCAGAGGAGGAGGAGGAGGCGAGAGGCCGAGGGAGCCGACCUCUCCUCGCCCCUCAUCCCGGGACGGGGCGGCAGGAGGAGGAAGAGGAGGAGUGAGGCAGGAGCAGGAGGAGAUCAUCCACACCUGCACCAAGGCCAUCGCCUCGCUCUGCAUCGACUCGGAGGAGCUCGCCGAGCGAGGAGGAGGAGGAGGAGGAGGAGGAGGAGGAACUUCCUCUCCCUCAGCGGCGUCCCACGACCCCCAGCCCCCGCGGCGCUGGCCGUCCGCGUCCAUGUCGCCCCCCUCUCCUCACCCGUCGCCGUCUCCCCCGCGGGCUCCCGGGGUUCAGCACUUUAGCGGCCUGGAGGUCAGGCCUCACCCCUCCUCCCCUCACCCUCCCUCCCCGUCUCCCUGCUCCUCCUCCCCGUCGGAAAGCCUCCAGCAUCCGGCGGCGGCCAGACCGCCGAAGCCGGAGAGGGAGGGGGGGGCAGAAAGCACAAAGAGGAGCCGGGACGUGUCGUAGGGAGGAAGAGGAGCGAUGGGUCUUUGGAUGAGAAGAAGGGAUGAAGUGCAGCGGAGAAACGCGACUUUUGCACACCUGGACACACACGCUGAGUUUACACAACUCUCAACACAAACACACUCAGAGACAAACAGACCUGCAAUGUUUGUGUGCAGCACGCCUGCUCCUCUAUUUAAGGACUCCGAGACUCUGGGUCCGUUUCCACGGUGACGCCGACGCGUCUCGACCUGGAAGGAGGCGGAACGUCAGCGAGCGUCUGACAGCUCCGUGUGUGCCUUUUAUCUCUAAACAAAGCAGGAAGGUAAAUGUAAAUACAAUACUAUCACGUAUCAGCUUUGUAUUAACUGCCCCCCCCCCGUGUUUCCUUUCUUUUUGGACACCUUAAAGUCUCAACAAGCGAUGUGAAGUUAUGAAUAUUACGAUUACGUACGGUUGCACUAAAACAUAUUUUUAUAUGAGUGACAUUUUAAAAAUGGCUUUUUUUGUGUACAGCAGCAAUUCUAUAAUACUAUUUAUUAUUGUUACCAUGUUUCAUAAAUUGUACAUUUUUCUUAAAUGUUGUGGAUGCCUUUUUCUAUGUAAAGCAUGAGGGGGGGGGGGUGCGAGGAUAUGUACACUGUAAUAUGGCUUUAUAUGUUAGACCUAUUUAUACGUCUGAGUGAGCCCCUUCUAUCGGAGGUCUAUACACAUAGAAGUAAGAUUUACCAGAAUAUUUCCCCCGCCAUAUGAGUACUUACUUUAUAUAGAAUAUCUCUCUCUAU